UGUUUCAGUUGUCUGAUUAUGUAUUGUGAGUAACACUUUGAUGAGUUUUGAAAGAUAUGAAAACCGAUGUUUCCGAACAGCUAAUAGGAUUUUGAUCUUGUUUUACCGCUUAAUAUACUUCCAAGAUUUUAUUUUACCGUCGCAUGGGAACAAUAUGCUUCUCUCUAGAUCCGUAGGAAAUAUAUGUUUUUUUUCUAUGCUUCAAUCAGAAAAAACUGUUCAUUAUUCUUACAACUCUUUUUCUCCACCAAGGGUUUUUGAUUCUUCUAGAGAACUGUCUAGUUAGUCCAGAAUUAACAGUUUGUAAAUUGGUGAAACUAUCUAGAUUCAGUGAAAUGUAUACUACAUAUACGUACCUGGAACGGACUCGUCUUGGACGAAAAGUGAGGCUGUUUAAUCUGUGGUGAGGCGUUAAAGUGGAAAGUAAAGAGUGAGGAGGAGAAAGUGAAGAGUCGGGAGUGAAAAUUGAAUGUUGUACUAUUUUAAGGUUAGUAUUAUUUGAAAUUUCAUCGAAGCCACACUGCUUGAGACCGCUUAAAAGGAAGAAGAAAUGUGAAGUGUCAAAUGUACCGAAUUCAAAUAAUUGUUAAAAUGUAAAGUUUUUUCUAAAAUUGUCUGGUUUCAACGCAUUAUUAUGAAUUGUAUAAUACCAGGGCUAAAUUUGAAAGUUUUUGCAAGAGCUCUGCAGGCCCUAGCUAAAGUUGGAGAUGAUUUAUAUAUGGAAGCUUCAAAAGAAAAAUUAUGUCUUAUUGCCUUGAACUUAAGAAAAACAGUUUGUGUCCGCUAUUAUUUAUUAGAAAGUUAUUUUUCCAGUUACGAAAUUGAUGAAAAUGAGUUGAGUGAACACUCAGAAUCCAUAUUCUGUAAAAUCCACAUGAAAAUUUUUUUACCCUUAUUCAAAGGAGUACACCUCGAUAAAAAGCUAGAAUUUGUCAAAUUGGAAUAUGAAAACAAUAAUGAUUUAAUAAUAGUCAAGAUGAAGUAUAAAUGUGAUGAUAUUGUUAUGAUUCAUAAAUUGAGACUGAUGGAAGCAGAAUCCCUCACCAUUGGUGUAUGUUCAGAUUUGGGUUCAAGCAAUGUAAUAACUACAAGUUCUCUUUAUAGCCAGUUAUUAAACACAUUUAGUACUUCAGAUGAUGAAAUUACCUUAGAAAUCUCUAGAGAUAAAGUAUUGGUAAGAAAUUAUUGUGUAGGUGCACCACUUAGGCCAAAAUCUGUAAGAAGUCAAGUGAAUUUAAAUGGUUCUGAAUUCACAGUAUUUCAAAUUGAGGAUGAAACAACAAUCAAUUUUUCUUUAAAACCUUUUCGGACAGCUAUUCAGUUUGCCGAAGCCUUCAAUUUGAAUAUUGGUCUCAAUUUUGAAAAAGGUGGAAAACCACUUGCUAUAGUGAUGAAAAAUCCAACAUUUGAGGUAAAUUUCAUAGUAGCAACGCUUAAUCCUUAUAGUGAUGCUCAAAGCACGAUGACAGCCUCUUCUAUUCCAGCCAAAAUCACCCAACUGAACAAAAAUAUAGAAAAUAUAACUACAGAGGAUCGAGAGGCACUUAAAAAUGAGAAUUGGGACGAUAUGGAAAUUGAUACCAAUAAAAUUCCUUUGGAAACCUGUAUGAUUACUAAAAAAGGUAGUUUCCAUGAAAUAGUGACAAAGGCAAAACAAAAAAUUAGAAAUGCCACUUCUAAGCUAGGAACUGAGAGCAGUACCAACAGUUUUAGUAAGAAGCAAGGUGAUAAAAGAAACAAAAUAUUUGAAUUGCCAUUGAAGUCUCAUCUGAAUGAAGAUGUUGAUGAUAUUAUUCCCCUGUCUCCAGAAUCUCCAAAAACAAAAAAAGCAAAGCUUGUUUUUGGAAGAUGUUUUGAAUCAACAUUUUCGAGAAAGAACCUUGGUGAAAUAUUAGCACCAAAUUCAGAUUCAGAAUGAAUACAUUUUGGUUGGGAACUUUCAAUGAAUGAAAUUUUUUUAAGGCGAUAUACUUCUACAUCUGCAAGGUAGAUGAAAAUAAUUUUUGUUUUUAUUUACAUUACAGCUACAUUUGUAAAUAUUUACAAUUAAUGAUCUUUUUGAAAUAUAUCAUUACUGUCACAUGAAA
Molecule: messenger RNA, 2087 nt
Organism: Leptinotarsa decemlineata (Colorado potato beetle)
Lineage: Eukaryota; Metazoa; Arthropoda; Insecta; Coleoptera; Chrysomelidae
Gene: Rad9
Product: cell cycle checkpoint control protein Rad9
Biological process (GO): DNA replication checkpoint signaling; cellular response to ionizing radiation; DNA repair
Cellular component (GO): checkpoint clamp complex
Source: RefSeq, a predicted model, not a curated record